ACUCUGCUGCUCGUGACAGCUCUGCUGCUGACCCUGGUGCUGGUGGCUGUGGCGGCCUUUCUGUGCAUCUACCUGGACGUGCCGUGGUACGUGCGGAUGCUGUGGCAGUGGACGCAGACGAAGCGGAGAGCUUGGCACGACUGCCCCGAGGAGCGGGAAACCGUUCUGCAGUUCCACGCCUUCAUUUCGUACAGCGAACGCGAUUCGCUGUGGGUGAAGAACGAGCUGAUCCCCAACCUGGAGAAGGGGGAGGGCUGCAUCCAGCUGUGUCAGCACGAGAGGAACUUCAUCCCUGGCAAAAGCAUCGUGGAGAAUAUCAUUAACUGCAUU
Phasianus colchicus (ring-necked pheasant) is the source of this 330-nucleotide messenger RNA. NCBI's taxonomy places the organism in Eukaryota, Metazoa, Chordata, Aves, Galliformes, Phasianidae. The record is from RefSeq and is a predicted model, not a curated record.